Messenger RNA from Linnemannia hyalina, 846 nucleotides. Lineage: Eukaryota; Fungi; Mortierellomycota; Mortierellomycetes; Mortierellales; Mortierellaceae. The record is from the annotation of a GenBank genome assembly.
AUGACAAGAUACACAAAGCUGGAACGGAAACGCCAUGUCGAUGCCGGAGAGGCCUUUGCAGUCACUCCCCUGAUGCCCUCCAAGCAGGUCCAGACACCUGCCCCCGUUGUACCUGCACCUACCCCCAAGCCCGAAGGAGAGGGCAACAACAACAAUAAGCGGAAAGCAGAGGAUUCGGGAGCACCAAAGGAGAAAAGCACAGAGUCAGGAGCAGCGCAGGGCGAAGGCGCAGGACCUGGACCUUCCAAGAAGAAGAAGAAGAAUAACAAGAAGAAGGGUGGUGCCAAGGAGGGCAAGGAUGGCAAGCCUGCCGCGCCUGAACAAGAUAACUCUGCCAAGUCUGAGAGGAGACGGUUGAGGAGACAGAAGGAGAGGGGCAAUGCAUCUGUCUGCUUUGGAUGCCGCAAGACGGGACACAGCGCAAAGAACUGCAAGGAGAGUACAGGAGUUGGGAUGUGUUAUAGCUGCGGGUCAUUGGAACACACAACCAAGGAUUGCAAAAAGUUGUCCAAGGACGGAAACAAGUUCAAAUUCGCCACCUGUUUUGUCUGCAAGGAGCAGGGCCAUUUGGCAGGCGCCUGCCCCAAGAACGAGAAGGGAUUUUACCCCAAUGGAGGAUCAUGUCGGUUCUGUAACAAGGUCGAUCAUUUGGCGAGGGAUUGUACGUUGACCAAGGAGGAGGUUGGUACGUUGACUCUGGGCAAGAUUGAUUUGGUGCAGGGAGCGGAUGAUGAUGAUUUCCAUAUCUUUGUGGAUGAGAAGCGCAGGCUGACGGAGGAGCAGAAGGCGGUCAAGCGGAUGGUCAAGGCCCCCAUCAAGGCAGCCAAGAAGGUCGUUUCCUUCUAA